Molecule: messenger RNA, 1230 nt
Organism: Spirodela intermedia
Lineage: Eukaryota; Viridiplantae; Streptophyta; Magnoliopsida; Alismatales; Araceae
Source: the annotation of a GenBank genome assembly
AUGGAGAAGCAUACUUGCAAGCUCUGCUUCCGGCGCUUCUCCAACGGGAGAGCCCUCGGAGGCCACAUGCGGUCUCACAUCACCGCCGCCGCGCCCACGGGGGCACCCAAGAUCCAGGUUCAGCAUCCACCCUCUCCCUCUUUCUCUGCAUCGGCCUCCGAGGAAGUAGCGGAAGUUACAGACCGAGCGGGCCCCGUGUUAAUGGUUGAGGGCGUGCUGGUGGCGGGUUCCGACGACGGGAAGCAGUUUGUCUACUACGGAUUACGAGAGAACCCGAGGAAAAGCUUCCGGCUCGUGGAUCCGGAGUUCUCGUCCACUUUUCCGGCCGUAGACUAUGUCGCCCCCGGCGGGUCCUCCAUUGUCCUCCAGGACCGGGAGAGCGAGACCGAGUCGUCGAAGCCUCCGUCUCUCCGCCGCCGAUCUAAGCGACGCCGCCGCUCGUCCCACCCGCCGUCGGCGACCCAGCCGGAGCCUUCUUUCGACCCGGAGCCUGUCAGCUCCGUCUCCAACUCGACGCCGGAAGAGGACGUGGCCCGGUGUCUGAUGAUGCUCUCCCGCGAUGUCUGGACCAGCGGGUUCUCGCCGGAGAAGAAGCCCAAGUGCUCCAAUCGAGGUGGGGCCCCCCGGGAAGAAGCGGCUGCGGAGAACCGGCAAUCGGACGAUGACUCAGAAGAGGAACACACCACCAUGGCCAAAGCUCGACGAGGUGGGCGGAGCAGAUACCAGUGCGGAACGUGUAAGAAGGUCUUCCGCUCGUACCAAGCUCUCGGCGGUCACCGAGCGAGCCACAAGAACAUCAAAGCAUGCGUCGCGCCGGCCGCCGUCCGGGGACAAGAUGAAGAGGACGAGAAAGACGUCCAUCCCCACACAGAGAAUCAGAUCCAGGAAGCCGAUUCUGAGGUUAACUUCCCCCCAUCGACGGGCUCCACCGACCGGAGGAUCCACGAAUGCCCUGUUUGCUUCAGAGUCUUCGGGUCCGGCCAGGCCCUCGGUGGGCACAAGAGAUCACAUCUAGCCCAGUCUUCCAGCUCGAUGAAUCCCUCCCCAGUUAAAGUGGCGCCGACGGUUGCUGCCACUAAGAAAGCGACGGCUACCGCGGCUUCUGCUGUUUCUCCCGUCCACGGCUACGGCGGCCGGAUGCUCGUCGGCGAGAGCCUAAUAGAUCUUAAUCUACCGCCACCGGCGGACGAGGAAGGCGAGCUGUCUGCAGUUUUCGAUGCGGAGCAGUAG